UAUGAAAAUAGAAAUCAGCAGAGCAGAGAGGGAUGCCCUCACGUUGUGCUAUAAAUGGCUGCCAGUCAUCAAUUUAGUAGUUAAAUAAGGUGGUUUUCAGCUCAUCUACUUAGCUACCAUUUCUCUUUCAGAUCCAUUUUAAUUAUUUAAUCCCAUCUCUCAACUGUCUCUGCCGACCUUUCUCAAAUCUCAUCCUCUGUUUUCACUUCAUAUUUAUUGGCUUCUUUUACUUAAUCCUCCCACCCAAAACCAACAUCUCAAAAAUUAAAAUGGAGCUCUGUUUUUUCGACAAUCUUAAAUCUCAACCCGUAUGGUUUCUCGUACUGUUUUCUUUAGGUUCAUUACAACUUUUGAAACUCUUCUUCACUUUACUCAACUGGGUCUACGUUAAUUUCCUCAGACCCGCCAAGAAUCUGAAGAAAUACGGAUCUUGGGCUCUUAUAACCGGUCCAACCGACGGUAUUGGCAAAGCUUUCGCUUUCCAAUUGGCUAAAAAGGGUUUGAAUUUGGUUCUAGUCGGUCGGAAUCCGGACAAGCUUAAAGAUGUGUCUGAUUCGAUUAUGUCUAAACAUGGGAAUGUCCAGAUUAAAUCAGUUGUGGUUGAUUUUAGUGGGGAGAUUGAUGAGGGUGUUGAGAGGAUUAAGGAGACAAUUGGGGAGUUAGAUGUUGGUGUUUUGAUUAAUAAUGUCGGGGUUUCGUAUCCUUAUGCGAGAUUCUUUCAUGAAGUUGAUGAGGGUUUGUUGAGGAAUUUGAUUAAGGUUAAUGUUGAGGGAACUACUAAGGUUACUCGAGCUGUUUUGCCGGGUAUGUUGAAGAGGAAGAAGGGAGCGGUUGUUAAUAUUGGGUCUGGUGCUGCUAUUGUUAUUCCUUCCGAUCCUCUUUAUGCUGUUUAUGCUGCUACAAAAGCGUAUAUUGAUCAGUUCUCUAGAUGCCUUUAUGUUGAAUACAAGAACAGUGGGAUUGACGUGCAAUGUCAGGUUCCGCUCUAUGUCGCCACAAAGAUGGCAUCAAUAAAGAGAUCUUCGUUCUUCGUUCCAUCUACAGAUGGGUAUGCGCGGGCAGGUUUACGCUGGAUAGGCUAUGAACCACGCUGCACACCUUACUGGCCCCAUUCCCUUCUAUGGGGCUUGGUAUCCUUAUUGCCGGAAUCUGCUUUCGAUGCUUGGCGAUUUAAGUUUUGCCUCGGGAUCCGAAAGAGAGGACAACAGAAAGAUUCUAGGAAAAAGGAGUAAACUAUUAGGAUUCCGAAACUGUUGCUUUAAUUUAAUCUUUUUCAUCAUCUUUCUUGCAAGAUUUUUAGCAUUUUAGCAUCUUAUUUUUCAUCUUUUGUAGCCCUUUUGCAUGUUGGCGAAAAGUUGCAGAUUAUGUGAAAUUUGUGAUAAAAUUGUUUAAAUCUUGAGACUACAUGCAUAAGAUAGGCCUAAUUUCAGUAA
Molecule: messenger RNA, 1433 nt
Organism: Mercurialis annua (annual mercury)
Lineage: Eukaryota; Viridiplantae; Streptophyta; Magnoliopsida; Malpighiales; Euphorbiaceae
Product: very-long-chain 3-oxoacyl-CoA reductase 1-like
Exons: 3
Coding region: 270-1232 (320 amino acids)
Cellular component (GO): endoplasmic reticulum
Molecular function (GO): ketoreductase activity
Source: RefSeq, a predicted model, not a curated record